Molecule: messenger RNA, 5204 nt
Organism: Porites lobata
Lineage: Eukaryota; Metazoa; Cnidaria; Anthozoa; Scleractinia; Poritidae
Source: the annotation of a GenBank genome assembly
AUGUGGUUCAUACUUAAGCUUCAAUGCGUAUCGUUAUUGUACAUAACUACCAUGUCUACGACAAAAUGAUAUCUAAUUUUGUGCUUUAAAGUUUUCUUUGUCGCAAAAGCAGAUUGAUCACUGGAUUGUCAUAAUUUAUUUCUACCUAUUAUUUAAUUGGUCAGAGAGUAUUUACGUGAGAGCGCAAUGUGUGUUCAUCUGACAUACUUUACAUAUAAUGUGAUUCAAAUUGCGGUUGUUAGUCAGCCUGCAAAUGACUUGUCCAUCACUCAGAUUCUCAGUGGUUAGAGCGUCUGACUGGUAUCCGGAAGACUGGGGGUUCAAUUCCCAUCUGGAACUCAGAAAUUGUUUCUAAGUUCUUUUCACCAUAGUUCUAGUUAUUAUGGAUUGAAUUACGCAUUUGUUUUUCAGUUCAUGUUCUUUGGCUAUUUUUUUUAAAAUAAAAUUAUAUAAGAGAGUAAAUAUGAAUGACGAGUAAGAAGCAGCGAAAGGUUGUUCUCCGGAAUUUGGAAAUGUUGUGUUUGGAGGAGAGGGGAAAACUUUUGAUCGCCCCCAGAACUCAACCCUCAUAUGGUAUCACAUUCGUGAUUUGAAGCUGAGCCAUACCGUUGGUUUGGCAAGCCCGCAAUGAUGCGCCACCCUAGCGCACCCCUGUAACAAGGGUGAGCAAGGGUGGAGUAUGUAUGAUAAAACAAUAAUUGUAACACUUACAUGUACCUCAACCUUUAUUAUUUCUUCCAAUUCUUUGUUUAUUACUUAUUUAUAUUGUUUUCGGAAAAUUGGUGGUCAGAAGCAGAAGCGGUAAUAAAUAACCAAUCACAACGCUUAUUCUCAGUUGUUGCGAUUGGUUGGUUUAGUCCUUGCUUUUCUGAUGAUAGGAAGCUUAAGCAAUGACAACCAUGACGGCAUUGAAAACGUGGGAAGAAAAAUGAAUUUGCAUCCAUUCAAACUUAUCUCGUGUAUUUGUACCCGCCCAUAUUGUCAAAUGUAGGCCUGCGAUUUCUCCUGGAGUUGAAUUCUUAAGAACAUUAUCCAGGUUCAAAAAGGGGAAGAAAAAUUUGUCGUCGUACGUUCACUUCCUCCAUAAAACGUCGCAUUACGAGGUUUCACAUCGUUGUACAGUGAACGUCAAAGAAAUUUACUGAAAAUCGUGAUACACAUGCAGAGCUGUUGUUUUGUUUCACGGUUUUCUCCACAUUUGACUGGGACCAGCAAGCAAAAAGUCGUUAUGCCAGAUAGAAAGAGCGCCUUAAAAUUUGUAAAGAUGCCAAGUCUGAUCAUGAUCAGCUGCGCAAAGUCGCCGAAUUUUACUGGCGCUUGUACAGUGGGAGGCACGUUCGUGCCCCCCAACCAUACAAACUUCUAUUAAAUUUCGCGACUAUGUGGAGCAGUAUCUUCGCUUACUUUAACGUAUCACCUUUAAAUUUGUUAAUUUUGCCAAUUUUAAGGCGUUUUUUUUUUUCAGCAGUCGCAAUGGAUAUCCGCUAACUGGUCUUUAUUAAAACUUGAAAUAAAAAAGUCAGGGGAGGGUCUAUUUGUUGUUGGUGCUGUUUUCGUCGUCGUGGUCGUCGUGGUUGGUUAAGCUCCAAAGUGACUCGAACUCCGAUUCUGCCGCUAAUUAAAAACCAGGCUUAGAUUUUAGUACAUCUCUGUGAUUUUGUUGACAGAAAUGGGUUGAUGGCGGAUUGAGUGAUAAUUUACCACGACUCCAGUUUGGCCGAACUAUUCGUAUUUCUCCAUUCAGCGGUAAAGACAACGAUAUCUGCCCUCAGGACGAGUCACAGGGUUUUACUGAUAUCACUUUCCAUAAUAUGAAUAUUUAUGUGAACAGAGAAAAUCUCCAGAGAGAACUGCAAAUAUUUGUCCCCCCUCGAAAGGAAGGCAUAGAGAGUAUAGUGCAAUUAGGCUAUGACGACACACUUCGAUUUUUACAAGAAGAGAAUUUAUGUAAUUACCCCGUUAUCACCCGAUCCUCUGCUUUGCCCAUAGAAAGUCGUCGAGAUUAGUGGUGCGUUUGAUUUGCAAGGAAAAACUGGAAACAAUGGUCAGGAAAUGAGGUGGUUCACUCUCUUUUGUUUGGACAGGGUCUUAAAGUUUGGGCUUCCAUUUAAGGUGAUACAGUUUUCCUACUUUUUUCUGGUCUCUUCGCCUCUCUUUGGUCAAAUUUUGGAACUGGUCCAUUCCUUCCAACGACUCCCCAACCCAACCUCUCCCCAACGUUCAGUUAAAUAGGUGAAUGUUUAUGCAUGAAACUUUUAAACUAAAGCUUUUUGUAAUGGUAAGCACCUAGGUAUUAGUGUAUGUUGAACUAAAAGGCGCACCUCUCAGCGCGGUAAUCAGUUAUAUAAGCAGGCGGAUAUUCUAGUUUUGAGGACUCUUGAGAAGCACGAGUUGUAAGCUGGCGAGUCUCGCACUUCUUGAGUGUUCUUAAUAUAUAUGAUAUAAAAAUGUACUGGUCAUAGUAAAAGGUAAAAAUGUGUCACUAGCUGCAGUGGUUAUUAAAUACUGACUCGGUGAACGUGUAUAGUACAGGUAUUGCGUCCAGUGUUUCCUUAGACAGUAAUGGGGACAUAACGAGACUGUUUUGAGGUUUGGGGGACCCAGCUUCCCGCGCAUCCUCGCUAUGGCCAUUAAGGACCCUAAGGUCCGAUUACGACGACGACAAGGAUCGCAAAAUGUCAAAAAAGCAAUAGGUUUGAUAAGCUAAACAACAACUUUACACUUGCAGCACAUUUUGUACAUUUCUUUGCCGUCACUGCACGACUAGAACAUGACGUGAAAUGUGUAAAUUUUCUUUCUCUUUCUGAAUUUGGAUGUGGGGUUUUGGUUCUUAGGAAUUCAACUCCAGGACAGUUUGCCUACUUUUGGCAAGGUAGGUGAGUUGAAAUUAUCGCGAUGAAGGUUGAAAGGAUAAUAAUAAUAAUAGGUGAUGAUGAUGAUGAUGAUGAUAUUAGCAAAUGAAUAAGGUAGAAUCAAAAUCGAAAUAGCUAAUAACGCUUUACUUAAAAACGUAUAAGAAAUAAAAGUAAAGCAAUAUAAAAUCACAGAAAAAAAUCUAGUUAAAAAUUUUGAAAACGAAAGAAUUCAUGACUGUAAAACUUGCUUAAAAGGUGCCUUUUAAAAAAGAUUUAAAAGCGUCUAUCCAUUUUGCUUGUCUUAUGUGAUCCAUUAAAGAGUUCCACAGCGUGAGGAUCAUCGUGCACAGCUCUCCAAUCCAUAUUGCGGGAUGGUCAAUAGAAUAAUUCUUGACUUCAGUCUUUAACCCUUUGCUGGGUCGUAAACUAUUAGGGCGUCUAGUAAAUAAGGAGGUGUUAAUUUACCUAACUGUUUGAAUGUUUCUGCCUGUUUGAAAACUGGAAUUGGUUUGAACUGUCGGUGCCAUUUUUUCUUCAACAUGAUUGUACCCGCGCGCAAAGCAUUAUCAACGAAACAGGAGCUCGUUGUUUCAAGAAAAACUCAAGGAAAGUGGCGGACUUUAUAACUUAUUCUUUUAUACUUCCUUGCCCAUUUUUCCGCGUAAUAGUAAAAAAAAUCACACUAAAGGAAGCAAAAACUGGCAAACACUUUUGACCACAAUGGAUUCCUAACCGCUCUCAGCUAAAAAUAGUUUUCCUGUACUAUUAUGGUAACUUUGAGCAAGACCAGGCACCUCUCAGAGAUUUCCUUCGACAAAAACGUAUCCCUUUCAAAAUAUCAAGAAGCACACAAUCGUGGUGACACUGGUCUCCUCCCAUGAGGCUGUGAAUUAUUGAUUCCAAUAAAAACAUUUUUUCUCACCUAUGAUAAGGAAAGUAACUUUCUUUCAAACCCUAGUUUACCGGGAAAGAGUCCGAUCUUGCUCUUGCGGGUAUUGUUCUGAAAAAGGGCAGAUCUAUUCUUACCGCUGAAUGGAGUUUUUUUAGGUCUAGAAAAUCAAACCCUUUCGCCUUUCAAGUCCGAGGCGAGUGUGAAUUUGAAAAACAGUUUUUGGGUCGUUUGUAUUUUCAAAGGCUUUUGUGCUGUCUGAAAAAGUUACAGCAAUUUCAAGAAGCCGAUGCUGGACAAAAUUUGUUCCCCCUUGUCUGCCUGAAAGCUCAUCCAACUGGGCCAGGCUUUUACUCAGAUUAAUAGGAACGGGAAAUUUCGUAGAAAUAGGUUAAAUUAUGGGUAAACCAAGAAGACAGACCUACUAAAAAAGAAUAAGAUUCAGGGACCGCGGAGGGGGACGGGCUGGUAGGGCCGCGGCCCCACCACUUUUUUGCGCCCCCGCCCCCACUUUUUGCGCUAAAGGAAAAAUAAUUAAAUUUAAAAAAAAGACUUGAAACAAGUUUUUUCCGUCUAUAUUCCGCUAUAUUCUCUGUAUUUUCUUUAAUUUCAAACGCCAGGCAUUUUGAGGGGCUCCUGUGCUUUUCGCGGUAAUUGUGCCCUUGGGCCGACUUGCCCCUUGAUUUAACGCCAUGCCUUGGCCACCCCUUCGCUUCGUUCGGCAGCGUGUUUUGUACUUCCAGCUCCGGCAGAGUUUUUUUUAUCAGUUUUAUCAGACAAAUGAAGAAAAUUACUAGCUUUUUCAAGCCAAACGAAGGUGAGUAGUUGUUUUGAGUUGAUAAAAGUUUUAUAUUUUUUCUUUCUCCUUUCGAAUCAAUGAAAUAUUCGAUGGCAAGAAGAAUUACAUUACUUGAACAGUGAACGGCCAUAGUUAGAAAUUUUUCAGAUCACGUCAGUGUAGUAUUUUCUAUACUAAAAUUGUAAUCCCGUCUUUUCUUGCAUUGAAUCUGAACUGACCGUGUAUGUUGGUCGUUUAUUAGAGUUAUCUGGGACUUCGUCAAAGUCUGUAAGCUCUACAGAAAAGACGACAACUACUUGCAGUGAGAAUGAUAAGUUUGAGUUUGACCAGUAAACAUACAAAUACUAUGAUUUUAUUCCUUUUAUUCCUUUUUUCGAUUUUCAAUAUGAAAAAAAUAUUUUCAAUUGUCAGCCCUCCCACUUUUCACCUUGCUCCGCGGUCCCUGAGAUUAGAAAAUGGCCAUGUCAUCAGCAUGUAAUUUACAGGGUUCGUACAGGUCAUGGAAAACCUGGAAAGUCAUGGAAUUUAAGAAUUUCAUUUUCCAGGCCUGGAAAGUCAUGGAAUUUAAUUGUCGGUCCUUGAAAGUCAUGGACAAUGAAAGUUCUGUUUGGUAGUUUAGUUACUGCAGAUGACAAAGCAAGAACAAUGUAAGAUAGAGAGG